Messenger RNA from Desarmillaria tabescens, 1326 nucleotides. RefSeq names its product membrane bound O-acyl transferase family-domain-containing protein. NCBI's taxonomy places the organism in Eukaryota, Fungi, Basidiomycota, Agaricomycetes, Agaricales, Physalacriaceae. The record is from RefSeq and is a predicted model, not a curated record. Gene Ontology annotation, biological process: lipid metabolic process. Bases 1 to 1098 code for a protein of 365 amino acids. The transcript is spliced from 5 exons.
AUGGAUACUCGACCUUCACUGCAGUCUGCCAGUUAUUGGUCAUAUCAUAUUUCCCGACAUCAUCUUAGCUUCGGCAUCUUUUCUUAUCUCACUUUUUCGUCCCUGGCCUAUACUGCUGGCAACCCGACCCAUGACUACUUCAUUGGCUUCGUUUCAUCUUCACAGUUCCUCCUAGCGUUUUGGCUUGUAUGGAUAAUUGUGCCCUUGGAUGAUGUUCGCCACGAACGAGACACAGUCCAUCCCCGCGAAAUGCCUCUUUUGAAGCGCUUGCAUUGGGCCUUUUGUUUGGAUCAUAAUGUUCGUGCGAUAGGGUGGAGCCACCAGGUUGUGUAUGGUCCUCCUCGUCCCCAGGAGAUGCGUUGGACUUUCGUGCGCUCUCGUCUUAUUUUUGCAACAUGGAACUUUUUUUUGGUUGAUACGGCCAAUACAUAUAUAAUAACAGUCGCGGAAACUACUCUAAGCCCGGCGUCAUCACUAGCAAUGUAUUCACUGCAUUGCUCAACUAUAGUGGCCUGGGUGUACGUAACCUACGGCAUCUCGAAUGUCCAGUACUCUGUGCUAGCCGCCUUUAGCGUUGCCUUUGACACAUCGAUUCCCGGUGAUUGGCAUAAUGUCUUUGGAGAGUUGGCGGACGCGUACACGCUUCGAUGUUUCUGGGGGAGAUUUUGGCAUCAAAAUUUGAGGCGACUUUUUGCAGCAUUUGGCAUCUUUAUCGCGCGCAAGCUUGCGUUCAAUCGAGGGACUAAAGCCUCCUCGUAUACUCAGCUAUAUGUAGCCUUCUUCCUUUCAGGAUUCAUUCACAGUGUCGCGGAUGGAAUGGUGGGGUGGCAUUGGGCUGGUACCUCAAUGCCCUUCUUCCUUAUGCAAGCUGUAGCAAUAACAGCUGAAGAUGUCACUAUCGCGCUUUGUAAUAGAAUCGGCUUUCGCAAGCGCUCCUUUACGACUCAGUUAUUGGGAUAUGCCUGGGUGUUUGCAUGGGGAGUGUACAGUUUUUCUAUGUAUCGAGAUCUGGCCAUUCGGGCAGGCUGGGGUUGGGCGACUAAAUGGGCUUUUUCCCCCACCGAUAUCUUCUACAAAUUGGUGGUUCAAGUUGGAUAAUCUGGGAAGCCAAACAUGUACUUAUUAAACUGCAAACUGCUAUUUACAUGAAGGAUUGGCCGGUCUACGAGACGAAAUCAACGAACGUCAUCCAGGCACUUCGAUUCCAGGGGAUUUAAGUAAGACAGGUGCUACAGGCUCCCGCGGCAAUUCGUUUGACAUCCUUAACUCCUUAUGUGAGCGCGCUCAAAGCUAUUCACGUCCAGGAGGUCGAUUUAAAUCACAGUA